Molecule: messenger RNA, 658 nt
Organism: Rubroshorea leprosula
Lineage: Eukaryota; Viridiplantae; Streptophyta; Magnoliopsida; Malvales; Dipterocarpaceae
Source: the annotation of a GenBank genome assembly
CCUAAUAUAUAUUCAUUAUAAAAGUGAGGAUUUUGGGUCUUCCUUCACCUUUGGUACACACAACAUCAAGAAAAGUGGUCGCAGAAACCCAGAAAUAAUACUUAGCAGGCUGAGUUUUCAGAUACGUCUCAUCAUGGGAGAAUUAGAAGGAAGAAAGAGACCUUCAAUGGAAAUGGAGAUGGAAGACCAAAAUGAGCAAAAGAAAGCAAAUCUUGACUUGAAUCUCACUCUCUCACUGCCGGGGUCGCACCAAAAAGGAGACGAACCAUCAAAUAUGCCGUCCAAUGAUGCAUGUACACCGCCGUCAUCUUCCUUAACCCAACCUUCAUGCACGUCGUCGGUAACCCUAGACACGAGUACUAACUACGUAGAACUACUUGGCAGUGGAGGACCGGAGAUUCCGUCGUUGAUUCUGAUGGGGUGUGCUCGGUGUUUGAUGUACACCAUGGUGUCGCAAGCUGAUCCAAAGUGCCCCAAAUGCCAGUCCUCUGCUCUAAUAGACGUAUUCCGCCAGAAGCCUAACGGCAAAGAGGGUUAAGAAAUCCGAAAAACCUUGCUCUAAGUCCUAUUAGAUUUUGUCAAUUUUAGAUAAUAUUUGUCUAAAUCAUGUUGUUUAAGUGUUCGUUUUUCCUUAGCAUGAGUACACAUUUUUGUUCUU